AUGAGUACAGCUACAACAUCAACUACUAGAAGCCGGACAACCAUUGAUUAUGAUCCGGAAGAAGACUGUUUCCGCGACCAUCGAGGCCCUCCAUAUCGAUUUCAAGAUCAUAUUCGUCGACUACGACGCACUGCGGUGCCAACCCAACCAGAUUGCUUGGUUGAGCAGCCAGGUCUUAUUGCAACACAGCUGCCUCGUCCUAAAAUUAUCUUUGAACCGAACACCAAGCACGAAGACUAUCAAGUCCCAAUCGAUCCUCCUGUUUCAGCUUACUCUGUAUUCCCGUUUCUGGGGCAAACGAAACACUUACGAUUUCCCUCCGAAUCACUCGAUCUAGGGUAUGAUACUAAGGGAGAGCUUGAACAAUAUCUGCACGAUGUACAAUGCGCAAAAUCAUGCAACAUUCUUACAACAUGGCUUCCGUUGGCCAGAGUCAACAUUGAGAACGAUGAAGGUCUCGAAUUUCCUUCUACUGUGCUACGAUGGCAGGCGCUAGCCCUUCGUAAACUAGAAGCCGAUGAGAUGCCAGUUCUUUCAGAAAACACUACGCAUGGUCAGGACUUCACCACAAAGCCUUGUACACCAUCACAGCUUAGGGAGAUAUUCUCUUUGGGCACUUAUUCUCGUACAUACCCGGAACCAGUAUCCCCUCCAAUUUCUCCUAUAUCUGAACCAUACGAACCGUUCGUCCCUGAUCCCGAUGUAUCGAUCAUAGAUUUGACUUCAGAGCCAAGCAGUCCUAUCAAUGAGAAUAUAGAGAAAAUGGAAUUGGGUGUCGAGGAUGAUCGUCUCGACUCUGACCCAGCUAGCCCGUCGUGCAUCUUUGGUCCUCCCCCAACGGCCAGGGCUGCUUUUCUCGGCACGAAGUCGAGCAAACUAUCGGAACUCAAGUUAGACCUACCAUUGCUAUCAUCUAGUCCUGGAUCUAGCUCUAAGUCGGAUCAUAUGAUUGCAACCCUGACACCAAGUGCAAUAGAUCCCGAGGCUUCAUUCCAAGCUACAGUUGAACAAGGGGGGUUCUUUGAAGAGGCAUUUCAAACUUUCUUAGACAGCAGACAUCACGAAGCGAACCAACUAUUGGAACAAGAGCGACCAAACCCGGCGAAUACUCUGUUACGUUUACCAAUACCGGUAUUGGAUUUUGAUAUACCAGUUCCCGAAUGGAGUGCCCAUCUAUCAAGCUCGAAAGAUCACUUCAGCUGGCUCGCUCAGACACUUUCGUCUGCCUUUCAUCUUCCAUGCUUUGAAGGAUUGAGUUCUUUGAAUUCGUCACUCAAAUGGACUCCGAUCCCUCCUGGAAGCGGACGAGUUUCAUUGACUGAAGCAGCGGUGCAGCUGAGCCCGCUCAGUAAGGAGCUACUAAGCCUACAGCCGUCCCAGUUAUGCAGCCGAGAUUAUGUCGUUUUGCGGUCGAGACCUAUGGUGCUAAAGUUUUUGCACGAUGAAGAUAUUGAACUGGAAUUGGAAAAUGAUUCGGCAAUAUCCCAUUCAGUUCAGGAAGAGAGCCAUACUAUUUCAGCACCCGUCAACAAAGCACACGAACCGGUGAGAACACAAUCUCUGGACGACUUACUUGGAGCAAAGCGCCAGUCCUUGAGAGUUCGGGCUGAUUCGAAAGGAAAGAAGCGGUUGUUGAUUGAUGGCAGCUCAACUGGCGCAAGCAGUUUGUUAUCCAACUUCAUACAGCUCCGGCAACCGAAGAAGUUGAAGACCAGAGGUGACACUCCUCCACCUACUUCACAACUUACAUCAAAGUCUCAGGCCACUACUACAAGCGCAAGAAGCGUCACGCGAGAAGUACAAAGAGAACCAAAGGAGGCUCCAUCUCCAGUCCUUAGUAUACCUACGGGGGAUUAUCGUUACAUUGUUUCUAUGGAGUUGAGCCGGAAAGUUUUAUCUUUCAUAGAGAAGUCCUGGCCACAUGUCGAACUCGUCGAUCGAGACUUCACGCAGUACAAUGAGGUUUCUUGGUCUCCGGGGUCGACUCAAAGAAAUAAAGUAGUUUCUCCAUUGGCCUUUGAGGCCGACAUAUCUUUAUGUCCUGCAGCCGGCCUCAUCAUGACCACCAUACUCAGAGUUAAGCAGAAAUCCCUUCCCGGAUCAACCGCUCUCUCAGCUCUUCGUGAGCGAGUGAAGCUCGUGAGCCAGAAAUAUGAAUAUCUCUUCAUAUUGGUGUCUGAGACAAAUCCUCAGGGCGAGUACGUUGGAUCACCAACUGCUUCUGAUCUGGCUGGUUAUGCCGAUUUUGUCCGCUUCACCACAGGUCUUCAAGCAGGUAUCUCGACAUUUCUGGUCUCUGGGGCAGAGGAGACACUUGCCAAAUGGGCAUUGUCUAUCAUGUCACAAUACUCCUCAGCAGCGAACCAGUUCGGGCAAUUUCUUGAUUUUCGAGAUGGUGAAUGGAGCAUGUUCUUCCGUCGUGCUGGCCUCAAUAUCUGCGCAGCGCAAGUCAUGGCGGAACUGCUUUGGUCUGAGUAUGGGCAGUUUGGACUAACAAACUUUCUGAAGAUGAGGGCGAAUGAUAGAGUAUCAAAAUAUGGCCAAAUCUUGGGAGGCAGUAGAAUCAUGGGCAAUGUAUCUGGAAUCUUGGACCAAGAGUGGUUCUAA
This is a messenger RNA of Fusarium coffeatum, 2607 nucleotides long. RefSeq lists its product as uncharacterized. The transcript has 2 exons. The coding region runs from base 1 to 2607 and encodes 868 amino acids. The record is from RefSeq and is a predicted model, not a curated record. NCBI's taxonomy places the organism in Eukaryota, Fungi, Ascomycota, Sordariomycetes, Hypocreales, Nectriaceae.